Messenger RNA from Portunus trituberculatus (swimming crab), 570 nucleotides. RefSeq lists its product as uncharacterized. The transcript is spliced from 4 exons. The record is from RefSeq and is a predicted model, not a curated record. The coding region runs from base 136 to 510 and encodes 124 amino acids. Lineage: Eukaryota; Metazoa; Arthropoda; Malacostraca; Decapoda; Portunidae.
CCGAAGCCACAAAGAUACGAACUUGUCGUGAUGGACGUGUAAUAGCCGAGGUCGCAGGAGGAGGGCUGGGCGGGGCUAGUUGCGGUGUGGUGCUCAAGACGCGAAGAACUAACAAACUAAUCACUCCCCACAGUGAUGGCGAACACGAUUUUACGAGCAAUGCUGGCAGCGGCGGUAAUAGCUUGGCUGGGCACAGACCUUGCGGUGGGGCAGGUGGCGGAGCCUGACACCUCGUCGCCUGAGACCUCCGCGUGGACUCCUGGACGCAUUGCGCAGGUGACAUUGGCCGUGAUUGAGUCUGCGCUGCUCACCUUUGUGCUGCUCUUCCCAGCCGUCAUGGACCCCGUCGUGCAGUUUAUCAAUGACAAUAUCGGUAGCAGCGGGUCUCGGCGGCGGCGGGAGGUGCAGUCCGUGGUGAUGGACCAGGCGGCGUCCCUUCACAGCCUCCUGCUGGAUGCCAUAGACCAGUUCGAGGAUAUGGACUACACUCUCACCUCGUUAAAGGACUAAAUGAGUAGUAGUGAGCUGUGUCUGUGGAAUGUGAACACGUGAAUAAAAACAAAUUUACUA